AGAGAACGAAACCAAAUGGAGCGAAGUCGCAGGGGCAGGAUUCGCCGGAUGCCGUCGUCCGGAUCGGAUAGCGAUAGCUCCACCGCGGGUCCGAGUUCCAAGCGGAGCAAGCAGUUCGAGCAAACCCAAUCCGAGGCAGAGGACGAGGCGGAAUACAUUGAAUACCUCGAAGAGGAAGAGGAAAUGAGUUUCGAGGAAGCGUCUCAAUCGCAGGUGGCCAUUUCGCAGUCUCAAAUCACGCAGUCGCAGCGACGGACAGGUCCAAACAUGUCGCAGCGUGUCAACAACUUUAGUCUAUCGUCUGAGUUGCCCAUUCCAACUGCCUUCGAUCGCUGUGGCAAAGUAAUUUCCAUGCGCCUCACCAACUUCAUGUGCCACUCCAAUCUGUUCAUUGAGUUUGGACCCAACAUCAACUUUCUGGUGGGCAAUAAUGGCAGUGGCAAGAGCGCCGUGAUCACUGCCUUGGCUCUUGGACUGACCAGCAGUGCUAGGGCCACCAAUCGAGCAAGCAGCAUACAAAAACUUAUUAAAAACGGCGAAGCUAGUGCCACCAUCGCCAUAACCCUUUCCAAUGCGGGUCUGCGACCCUUUAAAGCGGACCUUUUUGGACCCCAUCUCACGGUUGUGCGUCAGAUACGCCACUCAUCCUCCACCUACGACCUCCAGGAUGCCCGCGGCAGAAGCGUCUCCAAGAAGGUGGCUGAGAUAAGGCGCAUGCUUCUCUGCUUCGGCAUCAAUGUGGAGAAUCCCAUAUUUGUGCUGAAUCAGGAGGCAGCGCGGGAAUUCCUAAAAGAACUGGAGCCAGCUUCCAAUUACAAACUGCUGAUGAAGGCAACUCAACUGGAUGUUUGCACCAGCAGUCUGACCGAGUGCCAUGCCCAGCGGCGCCAUUUCACCCAAGAUCUGGAGCAGCUUGAAAAGAAAAGGGAUGUGGUGGCCAAGCAGGUGGAGGCUGAAGAGGAAAAGGUGGCCAUGCUUAGGGACAAGGAAAUGGUCAAGGUAAAACUGGAGCAGUGCAGGACAAAGCUAGCUUGGAUGGCCGUGACAAACUAUCAGACGGAGCUCGACAAUCUCGAGCACUCGGUAAAACUGAUUGAAAACAAGAAGGCCAAGCUGGAGCAAACCACAUCCAAAAAAGAGACCACGCAGGCCACUUUGACCCAGCAAUUGAGCGAGUUUGAGGCUACUAAAAAUCAAAUUCUGGCCACCUACAAAGUGCAGGAUGAAAAGCUUAGAGCAGCCAAGCGGUCAGUGCAGGAUUUGCUCCUUAAAUCCAGCGGUAUUAAAGCCCAGAUGCUGAACGCCGAGCGACGCAUGCGGGAGGAUCAACACGCGUACGCUGAGUGCGAGAAACUGAUUGGCAAUUACCAUGCCGACUUCAAUCGGGUGAAGGAGCAGCGAGAAGAGCACUCCCACAAGAUGGAGGCGCUGAAAAAGCAGGUGGCCGAGAGCGAAGAGAUCAUUGCCCGUUUGCGGGAGGAACAGCAGCAGAUUAAGCGAGAAAUUAACGCGGUACAGGAAAGAGUGGAGGCUGUGAAGAAUGAAAGACAGCAGCUCCAUAAAGCCAAACAAAACAUCAGUUGGGAAAUCGAGGCGCUGUCCCGAAACAAGUCGAAUAAGCUUUCCGUUUACGGUGAGCAGGCCAUUCAGGUGGUUCAUGCCUUGCGCACCCAGUAUGCCGGCUCCAAUGCGCAUAGGAUGCCCCGCGGACCGCUGGGCCAGUACAUUAGUGCGCCCAAUCCCAAGUAUCGGGAUCUGAUUGAGAACCAACUGAUGGCCUGCCUGCGCUCCUACAUCGUUAGCUCCGACCGGGAACGCCAGUCGCUGCGGACGUUGCUGCAGAACAAGUUCCCUGGCGGAAAUAUGCCCACCAUUAUCACCAGUCCGUUUACGGAUCGGGUUUAUGAUGUUUCCAGGAAUAAAGUGCGUCCCACCACACCAAAUACCACAGUGCUGAUCGAUGAAAUCAGCUGCGAUGAUCCUGUGGUCAUGAACUACCUCAUCGACAUGCUGCGCAUCGAAACGGUUCUGGUGACGGAGUCCAAGGAGAUUGCCGAAUUCCUCACCUCGGACACGGAGAAUGUGCCGCCCCAUUUGUCGCGCGUGCUGGUGCCCAAUUUGGGAUUGGAGUACAUACCGUCGCCCAACUAUGCCGUCUAUUCGACUAGAAUAAAUCCUGCACGCUACAUACACAUAAACGUAGACGAUCGCAUACGCCAGCUGCAAAUGGAGCAAGGUGGUCUGCAGGAGAAGGAGGCUUCCCUGGAAAUAGACUACAUGCAGCACAGGAGGCAGCUGGAGAACACCCAUCAGGAGAUUACGAAGAAGAGUGCCAUGAUUGGCCAGCAUCAAGCGAAGAAUCAGCGGGCAAUGCAGCAGAUAAUGGAGUUGCAAAACUUUGACUAUCAAGAGCUGCCCGAAUAUGAUCGUCUGAAAUCCCAUUUAGCCGAUAGCGGUGAGAAAAUUGAGAAAUGCAAGGAGGAACGCGAACAGCUGCAGCAGAAACUGAUUGAAUUGCAGGAAAGCAAGGCCGAAUUUGAGGCCGCUGAGGCAGCAGAAAAGAGAUCCCUUGAGGGGAUCCACGAAAAGCUUUCCACACUCGACACCGAAACUCGCGAAGUGGAAAGCAAGAUCCGCAGCCUGGACCUUCACUACGAGGAAAACACUCGCAAUUUGGAGAAAACCCUGCAGCUCGAGCGGAAAUUGGUCGGCGAGAAGGCGGCCAUGUUAAGGGAUUUGGAAAGGGCUCGCAGUGAAGCUGAGAAAUUCGGAGAGUUUGUGGCCACGACGCAAUCGGAGGAAAAGAUAAAGGAGUCAAUUAGUCGCUACAAGUCGAAGAUCAAGCAGGUGGAGCAGCUGAACUAUAAUCCUGAGGAAGUGGAGAGAGGCUUGGCUGAGCUGCGCGAGGAUCUGGGUCUUCAGGCGCGGCACUUGGCCGUCGUAGACUCGGUGAUCAAGAAGCUACGCAUGGCGUACCAUCAGCGGGCGCAGCUCUUCCAGAGAUCGCGUCAUCACUACUUUACCAUGGUUCAGUUUCAGUUUGAGCAAGCACUUGCUAUGCGGCAAUUCAAAGUUAGCUUUGAGACCAGUGACAAGGAGAAGACGUGGAAGAUCAAUGUGUAUCCACCCAGUGGAAAUGAAACUUCCAACACGAGAAGCUUAUCGGGAGGUGAACGCUCGUUUACCACGGUUUCUUUGCUCAAAGGACUUUGGAGCACUUCAGAUCAUCCCUUCUACUUCCUCGACGAAUACGAUGUGUUUACAGAUGAAGUAAACCGUAAGUUUAUCACAGAAAUUCUGAUCGGGGAGGGUUUGGAGUGGAUGUCUCGUCAGUAUUGUUUCCUAACGCCCCAAGAUACGAGGGUAGAGGCCAGCAAUCUCAUUACAGUGCACAAAUUGGACGCACCCGAGCGGUAAAUUUAUUUAAAUAUUAUAUUUAUACUCGGAAGUUGCAGGACGACAGAGCAUCUCAGUAUCAAGUAUAUUAAGAGUUAACGCUAAAACAUGAAUGGUUACCUUUAUUUUAAGAAGGAUUUUCAAUGUUAUUUUUUGGUUUAAAUUUUAAGUUCAAUACUGUUUGUUCACCUAAAAUAAAAGUGUU
Molecule: messenger RNA, 3601 nt
Organism: Drosophila takahashii
Lineage: Eukaryota; Metazoa; Arthropoda; Insecta; Diptera; Drosophilidae
Gene: SMC6
Product: Structural maintenance of chromosomes 6
Biological process (GO): double-strand break repair via homologous recombination
Cellular component (GO): Smc5-Smc6 complex; nucleus; site of double-strand break
Molecular function (GO): damaged DNA binding; single-stranded DNA binding
Source: RefSeq, a predicted model, not a curated record